Molecule: messenger RNA, 1006 nt
Organism: Seriola aureovittata
Lineage: Eukaryota; Metazoa; Chordata; Actinopteri; Carangiformes; Carangidae
Product: P2Y purinoceptor 13-like
Exons: 1
Coding region: 23-1006 (327 amino acids)
Biological process (GO): negative regulation of adenylate cyclase activity; G protein-coupled receptor signaling pathway
Cellular component (GO): membrane
Molecular function (GO): G protein-coupled purinergic nucleotide receptor activity
Source: RefSeq, a predicted model, not a curated record
UGUGUUCUCCUCAGGUGCAGUGAUGCCAUCGACUCAGAUGUCUCCUGAUAAUUCCGAGUGUGACAGUUAUAUGUACACGAAAAAUGUCGUCCCAAUUCUCUACUUUUUGAUGUUUCCCAUAGCGUUGUUGCUGAAUAGUGUGGCAGCCUGGGUGUCCCUGCACCUCAAGUCCACCUCCACCUUGGUGGUGUACUUGAAAAAUCUAGUAGCUGCCGACGUUAUUAUGACCUUGAUUAUCCCAGUCAAAGCAGCAAGUGACUUGUCAGGUGCUUCUGAUGCAUUAUUUGAAUUUUCAUGCAAUUAUUUCAAAGCCAUUUUCUACAGUGCACAGUACACAUGUAUUACUUUGUUGGGCCUUAUCAGUCUGGACCGUUUCUUCAAGAUCAUGAUACCCCGGAGCAAGCUGUUUGGUCAGAAUCUGACCUUUAGCAAACUGAUAUGUGGCUCAGUCUGGCUAGUACUCUUUGGAGGCACAGCUUUACCAAAUAUUUUAAGUAACCAAUCAGUAGCCAAUAUGACAAAGCCCAGCACUUGUAUGAAGUUUAAAGGACCAGCUGGACUUGAAGUCCAUCAAAUGGUUGUGAUUUACCUGAACGUUCUCUUCUGGCUCAUCAGUGUGGUCAUUGUAGUUUGUUACAUUUCCAUCGCCAACAAGGUUAUACAGUCUUUUCGAAAAUCUGGCAGCAAUAACAAGAAGGGAAAGCAGAAGAUAAAACUACGUGUCUUUAUGACUGUCAUUGUGUUUUUUGUAUCGUUCACACCGUACCACAUUGUCAGGAUCCCAUACACUUUUCAACAAGUCAAAAAUUCCAAAAGUUCAUGCCCUUACUCAGAGAGUAAGUUUGGCAAGGAGUUCAGCCUCUGGCUUGUCAGCACAAAUAUCUGUAUGGACCCACUUCUCUAUGUCUUUUUGUGUCAAGAAUUCAAGGAGAAACUGCUGUCUAUGAUGAAAAAUAUCUCCGUCUCAUUUAAAGUGUCUUCAGCAGCCAAAGCAGAGGCUAAGUGA